Vitis riparia (riverbank grape) is the source of this 1195-nucleotide messenger RNA. RefSeq lists its product as uncharacterized. The coding region runs from base 141 to 1061 and encodes 306 amino acids. Lineage: Eukaryota; Viridiplantae; Streptophyta; Magnoliopsida; Vitales; Vitaceae. The record is from RefSeq and is a predicted model, not a curated record. The transcript has a single exon.
GGACAGGAUUGAGGAGGAAUUGAGUUCUUCAACGUAUAGGAGGAAAAGGGAUGUGAAAUGUGAAAAGUCAGCAGCAGAGGGAGAGGGAGUAUCAGGAAUCAACGAUCGGAAAUCGGAAAUCGGUGAUCGGAACUGAUGAAAUGGGAUCAGCUCUAAUCUAUGAGAUAUUCUCAUCUGCGUCACUCAUUACACUUGGACUAUACCACCUGGUAUGCGCCAUCAAGACCCAUCUCCACCACCCCGCUCGGGAUUACUCCGCCAAGCUCUACCACCCUUUUUCUUCUUCUCCUUCUUCGUCUCACCGUCUCCGGCACCUUCAGCUUUACGUCAUCAUUCUCUUCCUUCUCAUUGCCUUUGUCCACCAAACCCUAGUCUCUUCCGACGCUGACCCUCUCCUCAAGGGCCGUACCCCCGUCCACCGCUUCUCCACUCUCCAAUCUGCCGCCGUCCUCUUCCUCUUUCUUAUCCUCGCCCUUGCGAUUCUCCUUUCCGAAACCACCUCUCUCCUCCCCCUCCCCUCCGAUCUCUUCUUCGCUCUCGCCUCCGCUCUAUUCUACUUGCAGUUCAACGUCUCCUCCUCGGCCGCCUCCGUUCAGACUUCCGAUCUCCAGGCCAAAUGCGACUCCGUCUCGGCUCGCGUUUCUGCUCUUUCGUCCCUCCUCUGCAUCAUCCUCGCUUGUCUCCCCAGGCUGUUUGUGGCUGACCUGGCCCUGGGGGCCUCCGUGAUUUUGCAGGGCCUCUGGGCAUUGCAGACCGGACUCGCGCUCUACGUGGAGGCCUUUAUUCCGGAGGGUUGCCAUAAGCUGCUGGAUGUGGUGAGUGGGGUGGAGGGAUCCACCAAGUGUGACUUAGAGGAAUCCAGGUUGAGAGCCGUGGCCAUUCUGGAUCUGGUCUUUGUGGUUUAUGUCAUGUUUGUGGUGUUCAUUUUGAUGGCCACUUAUGCUGUUCUUGCUAAGACUGUUGGCAUCAGAAGGACGGGCUCCUACGAGGCGUUGCCAACUCUAUCCUCUGCGGAUUCGAACCAUAUUCAGAUGAAGACCUUGGCUGGCACACAGGCUUGAUUCUUUUUAUGUUUUUUUUUUUCCUUAUAUCGAAUCUGCAGAAUGUGUUGCUUUACCUUUUCAUUUGAAACAGUGUAAUCCCAAGAAACUGAAGACGUUUAGUGUAUACAAGGUCUCAUUUUUUGUUUCAACUC